Messenger RNA from Anthonomus grandis grandis, 2520 nucleotides. RefSeq names its product THAP domain-containing protein 1-like. Gene Ontology annotation, molecular function: sequence-specific DNA binding. The record is from RefSeq and is a predicted model, not a curated record. The coding region runs from base 545 to 1240 and encodes 231 amino acids. The transcript is spliced from 7 exons. NCBI's taxonomy places the organism in Eukaryota, Metazoa, Arthropoda, Insecta, Coleoptera, Curculionidae.
GGUAAUAGGGAGUAAAAUAUAAGUAAAAUCAAACCUAAUAGUAGGUAGAUACCUAUUUACACUUUCCUACUUAGAAAACCAAAGUGGAUUGGAUGAUCACCCACGUAGUAUCGCUAUCACAAAUAGUCUAAAAUGUCUAAUUAAAUAAUACUAAAGAAAAUCGAUGGAAGAACCCGAAAAACAUAAAUCACAAAAGUUCGCAAUUUGCAAAAAGACAAACAAACAACAACAAAACCGAAAAACAACCAAACGACUCCAAUUUCGGGAUUCCCGAGCGGGAGUGGGAGGAGCCAUGAAAAAUAGAUAAUCCAGAGGAAGCGCCCUCACUUCGUGGUUCGGCCGGGAACUAAUCUUUUCAAUUGACCUGGUGGUAAAGGAUUCUUUUCUAUCUCCGUAGGUUAAUAUUUUGUGCGUUUGGCUUCGACGUAUGAGAAAGAGGUGCGAGAAAAAGUAGGAGCUAAUUUGGGCAAAAGUAGGAGUGUUUGCCUUCUAGUGCUAUAUAUUUGUGUUAUGUGGUACGAAUGAAGCUUGAAAUUAGGAGAAAAUGGUUCAUUCUUGUGCUGCCCUAAACUGUACAAACAGGUGGAAAAAAGGAGGAAGCAAAUUUCAUAGGAUACCGUUAACUGAUGUUAAUUUACGUAAAGCUUGGCUACAUGCAAUAAAAAGAAAAGACUACAACCCGAAAAAUGCAUCAAUUUGUGAAAAACAUUUCUUGGAGUCAGAUUAUGAGCUUAAUAUUCAUGGAAACAGAAUGCUCAAAAAAGGUGUUGUUCCUUCUGUCUUUAGUUUCCCAAAAGAUUUGCAGAAUUUGGAUAAAGUUUUAGAAGAAAACCAGCCACCUGAAACUACUGUAGUUGUUUUUUCAAAUGAUAAUGUUGGAGAUCGAAUAGAGGUGGACCAAAUUGAGGAGCAGGUUGAAGAGGAGCAGAUUGAAGAGCUACCUGCAUUAGCUGCAAAUGUUCAAGAAAUCCAUUAUGCUCUACCAACUGCAGCUAAUCCAGCUCUAAAAAGGAGAAUGCGAGGCCCAGUUUAUUUUGGAGAUUUCAAAAAAUCAGAUAUGAACAAUGAGCAAACACGAGACAGAUUUUGGAAUAUAGCACAUGACACUGUCCUUAAAUAUAGAAUGAUGGCUAAAUAUCAUCAACGAAAAAUUAGACGACAAAGAGCUCAAAUCAAGAAACUUAAUGCUUUGUUGAAAGAACUGAACAAAAAGCAAAACAUUUCUUCUAUGCAAAUGUAAAAUACAAGUACUAGUUUUGAGAAGGCAUCUCUUAAUAGCAGCAAAUGUUUAGUGGUUUGGUUUGCACUAAUUUUAAAAUAUUUUGGUGUUUACCCUUACACCUUCGCGUUCAUUUUUAUUACAAUACUCAAAAGCCAAUAGCAUUUCCAUACAUGCUUCUAAUAUAUGACUUUAUUAGAAGCAUGUAUGGAAAGGAUUCCUUGGCUCGUCCAAGGACAUUAACCAAUGGUGUAGUUCAGUUGAUGCUAAGUUGUCGCUGAACGGGCAAAAGGAAGGCGGCUUAACCCAUUAAGUUGUUAUAAAUGAAAUAUCUAUUCGAAAGCAUGUUCAAUGGACUGGUAGUAGGCAUGUUGAUUAUGUAGAUAGACAUGGGUACCACACUUGAUACAAAUGACAAUCUACCACAAGCUAAAAAUGCUUUAGAGUUUAUGUUUGCAGAAAUUAAUGCUAGGUGGAGUGCCUGUUGCAUAUUUUUUAAUUGAAUCAGUGAUAGCUGAGGAAAAAGCCAACAUGGAUAGAAUUGCUUCUACUAACUUCAGAAUACUGACUAUGAUGAUUAUGAAGAACUGAACAGUUUUGAUGGUAGGACAACAGCCGACAAUAGAAUGCGCACCAAGUUGACAAAUAAUAUCUCCAAAAAUGAAUAAAAUGAAGGUUGAAUACUGCACCCAGGUUAGUUAUUACUAAUAUAUUGUAUUCAAUAGGAUCCUACAUGGGCAAUGUAGCAAAAAAGACCAAAGUGAAUUGCCCCGUAAAGCUCAACACAUAGCAGACUUCAUCUUAUUUCUGGAUAUACUUUUUGACAACCUUAAUAUUAAAACUCUAAAACUGAUGCCAAACCUAAGAGAAAAGAGUUCCAGCAGUUUCAAUGGAUGAGAAAUUUUGGAACGGUAACCCCUGUAAUAUCACUUGUAACAUAUUUACUUAUUGUCUUUCUCAUUGCUAAUUUGUUGAUAGUUAUUUAAUUUGUUGAUAGUUGAUUUAUAUUUUUUUCUGAAGAACGGGUGAUUCCUUGGUGAUUUUAAUAAAUUUUUAUUGACCUUUAUACAUUUACUGUAAGCUUUUGCGUCACCCAGUAUAUAUUCUACUUUGCAAACUUUGCUCUUUAUACAACAAAAUUCCUAACUAUAUUAAGUUGUAAGUUUACACAUUGUGAAGUUCAGACGAAUUUUGAUAUUUUAUUUAAUGCUUUCACAAAGAUGUAUAAAUGCUAAUUUCAUUGUAUAACUUGAUUUUUUUCCGAUAAUAUAUUUUAAUAUUAUAGUAAUACAUUUUGUAAA